GCCAGCAUUGCUGGAAUGUUCGGGAGGAAGUUGAGUAUCCUUUUAGCUGGAGAGUGGAAUCAAGUCCGGGCAUUGACUAGGAAGAGACUAUUUCCGUGAACAACAGGCGACUCUGAUUCAAUUCCGAUUAGGAGAUCGAUGGCGUCAACCUCUUCUCGUCGUCGUCAAUGGAAAUACGAUGUCUUUCUAAGUUUCAGGGGGUUAGAUACGCGCAGGGGUUUUACCCGUCAUCUGUAUUCUGCACCAACUCAGAAAGGAAUUCUCACCUUUAUGGAUGACGCAGAGCUUAAGAAAGGAAAAUCCAUUAGGCCUGAACUUUUAGCUGCAAUUGAGGACUCUAGAUCUGCGAUUGUCGUUCUCUCAUUCAGAUAUGCUUGUUCGCCAUGGUGCUUGGAUGAACUCGUCAAGAUUAUUCAAUGCAUGAAAGACAUGGGCCAACAAGUCCUCCCCGUCUUCUACAAGGUGGCUCCUUCUGAUGUGCGGCACCAAACGGGAAGUUUUGAGCUAAAAAAUUUACAUGAAGUAGAAGUAAGGGAACAUGAAGAAGUUUAUGGGAAGAAUGAUGAGGACAGAACAAAUGCGUGGAGAGCUGCUUUGACAGAGGUGGCCAAUCUUUCUGGCUGGCAUUUUACGGGUGGAUAUCCAACAAACCUAAUUGACGAAAUUGUUAAUCACAUACUAAAGAAGUCCGUGUAUACAUCUUCAAGUGUUGACAAGGGUUUCAUAGGAACGAAUUCCCGCGUUAAUGAUUUGUUAAGCAAUUACAUAUAUCCACAGCUUGGUGGGGUGCGUUUUAUAGGUAUCCAUGGCAUGCGGGGCAUAGGUAAGACAACACUUGCUCGAGCUAUCCAUGAUGAAAUUUGUCAGGAUUUUGACCGAAUCUGCUUUCUUUCCAAUGUCAGAGAAAAGUCUAAAAACAAUGGCCUAGUUUCUCUACAAGAAAAACUUCUUUCCAAAAUCCUGAUGGCAAAAGUUGAAAAUAUAGAAGAUGAAUACACAGGAGCUGCUAUGAUAGAAAAACGGUUGCGUGGAAUAAAGGUGCUUGUUGUUAUUGAUGAUGUGGAUCAGUUGACACAAUUGGAGAAAUUGGCUGGAAGUCGCAACUGGUUUGGUCCUGGCAGUAGAAUUAUCAUAACCACCACAGAUGUUCAGUUGUUAAAGGCACAUGAAGUUGAUGCUACAUACAAGGCUAAUGAGUUAAACAGGGAUGAAGCACUUCAACUUUUGAGUUUGAAGGCUUUUAAGAAAUUUCCCCCACCAGGGGAUUAUUUGCAUCUGUGCUACCAUAUUUUAGGGUAUGCACAGGGGCUUCCGUUGGCUCUCGUGGUUUUAGGUUCUUUUCUAUUUGGUAGAAGCACUGAUGAAUGGGCAAGUGCAAUAGAUAGGCUAAAGAACACACCACAUAAACGAAUUAUUGAGGUGCUUCGGAUUAGUUUUGAUGGACUGGAUAAAAAAGACCAAGAAAUAUUCUUACAUAUCACUUGCUUUUACAAGGGGAAGGAUAAGGAUCGUGUGACACAAAUACUAGACUAUUGCCAGCUAAACCCUGUCAUUGGUUUAAGUGUUCUUGCUGAUAGAUCUCUCAUAACUAUCUCCAACAACGAACUGUCGAUGCAUGAUUUGCUACAAGAAAUGGGCUGGGAAAUUGUUCGUGAACAGUCUCCUAAAGAGCCAGGCAAACGUAGUAGAUUAUGGUCUCAUGAAGACAUCAACAAUGUGCUGGAGAGAAAUACGGGAACAGAUUCAAUCCAAGGCAUGGUAAUGGAGUUGACUAAAUUACAAGUGGCUCAUUGGAAGCCAGAAGGCUUUUCAAAGUUGUCUCAACUUAGUCUUCUCCAUAUUCGUAAUGUGGACCUUCCCAAAGGCCUCACUUGUCUUUCGAAUUCCUUGAGACUCCUCGAAUGGACUGGGUAUCCCUUAAGAUCUCUCCCAAAAAAAUUUAAAGCAGAUGAACUUAUUGAACUUAACUUGUGCUACAGCAACAUUAAACAGCUUUGGAAGGGAACAAAGAAUUUUGACAAGUUGAAGUUCUUCAAACUCUGCCAUUCUCAAAACAUUGUGGAGACCCCAGACUUCGCAGGUGUUCAGAAUCUUGAGACUUUAGAUCUUGAAGGAUGUAUGAAUUUGGUAAGAAUCCAUGAAUCCCUUGGAUUUCUCAAAAAGCUUAUUUUCCUGAAUCUUAAAGACUGCAAAAGUCUCAAGAGUCUGCCAAGUAGAAUCGAAAUGGAAUCUCUUGAAACAUUAAUUCUUUCUAACUGCUCAAAACUUAAGAAGAUUCCCAAGUUUGUUGGAAAUAUGGAACGUUUGUCGGUGCUUUAUCUUGAUGGGACUGCCAUUAAGGAACUGCCUAUUUCAAUUGAACGGCUGAGUGGCCUUGUGUCAUUGAAUCUAAGAAACUGCAGAAAUCUUGUUUGUCUCCCAAGCACCAUCAAUAAAUUGAAGUCUGUUGAAAAUAUUAAUCUUUCUGGAUGCUUGAAACUCGGCAAACAUCAGGUAAAUGUGGGGGAGAUGGACUUUUUUGAGGAAACUGAUGUGGAUAGUGGGUCUGCAAUAGAAACGUCAGCUAUGCAUGAUCUCAUAAGAUAUGUGAGAGGUUCAAUCUUUCAUGGAGGCGAAGUAGUUUGGGGAUCUUUAAGUAAGUUCCUGCAUUCUGGAUUGGUGCAAAAAGUGAAUAAAGAGCCAUUGAGUUUCCGCUUGCCUAUAUCUGGUCUGUGUAAUUUAACAUAUCUAAACCUGAGUAAUUGCAAUCUUGGUGAAGAAGCAUUUGCCAAUGAAUUUGGUCACUUUCCCUCUUUGGUGACCUUGAAUCUAAGUGGAAACAAUUUUGUUCGUCUUCCUUCCGGCAUUGGAUUGCUUUCCAAGCUUGAGAACUUUAACUUGGAGAAUUGCAAGAGACUUCAAGACUUGUCAGACCUUCCAUCAAAUAGUAUACUAGAUUUAAGGGCAGAUGGUUGUACUUCACUGAAAUACUUGUUUGAUGCAUCAAAUUUGAACAGAUUAAACAAAUCAUAUUUCAAUUUCAUCAAUUGCUUCAAUCUAAAUGGCAAUCAAGGAUGCAGUAACAUAGCAUUUGAAAUGCUGAAGACAUUCAUGUAUCAGGGAAUCUGUAAUGAGAGGGAAACUUUCCAAAUUGUAAUUCCUGGAUGUAAUAUUCAUGAGUGGUUCAGCCAUCAGAGUGUUGGGUGUUCAUUAAGUGUAGCUCUACCUGCACAUUGGAAUAAGAGUCGGUUUUUGGGAUUUGCUUUGUGUGUUGUUUUUGUACUCCAUGAGCACCAGCCGGUGGAUGAGCUUUAUAUAGAUGAAUUCAAGACUUUUAAUGCAACGCAUCAUCUUGUAUGUUGCCUGAAGCUCGAUGGAAGAGAAUUGGAAGUAUAUGGCAGAGACAGCCUGCAUUUCGCUUUAGUGAAGAAUUUUGCCAGGUUGAAUCAGAUCACCUGUGGCUAUUCUAUGUGUCUUGUGAUAAAUACUUUGGUACAGAGUGGUGGCAUGAUAGUUGCAGUCAGCUUGAGUUCUUAUUUGAAACCAGAGGGCCGGGUCUGAAGGUGAAGGAGUGUGGAGUUCGUCUGAUAUAUGAGCAAGAUGUGCAAGAAUUGAACCAAACCACCACUCAAUCAAGCAGUAGGAUGUCUCCAUAUGAGGUUAUAUUGAUUGGUUUUGACAUUCCAGUUGUGGGGGAAACCAGCGGCACUAGUAGCAGAACUUGCAUGCUUGAAGAAUUGUAGGACUGGCCGAAGUAUAGGGGAUCCACCACUGGCCACUCUGAAAGACCACAAUCAAGGACUUUCUGAUCCCAUGGUUGGAAAUGAGUUGCAGAUCAUGAAUGGCCAAUGCCUCCUCUUCUCUCAUUUGAAUUUCUGCAUUAGUUACUUUCUGGAGAUCUCUUGCCUUCAUCUUUUACAGUUAGGUUCAAGGUAUUCCAUGUGAUAUAGAUAGCGAGGGAGGCAGUACAUAAGUAUAAAGGUUACUUGAACUUUCCUUGAGUUGUGCAAAUUCAUGAUUCUUUCUGUACCAGAAAACUGUUUACGGCGGUGAACAACUACACUGCCGCCGAUAUUCAUGAUUCUCUGCAGUUCCAGCUUCAGUAGGUAAAUUUUCUUUCAAUCGCUUCUCCAUUAUAUAUAACUUGUAUGUAAUUGCUCUCUCUGUUCGUGUUUGUUGUUUUUGAUUGGGCAUGCACCUUAGGGUUUAGUUUGGUACCGAAUACGAGUUUCUGUAAUGUAAUACACUCUGUCUUGUAAAAAGGUGAGACCAGUGAUUUUUUUUACUCUGAAAUUGGAGACAAUGAGGCUAAAGGGGGAAUUGAAAUUCAAAAAGUUUUAUAAUUUAUGGUUAAACAAUAUGAAUUAGUUUCCCAUGGAUUUGUAUGCAACACAAAUGUCCACUUUUUCAAUAUGGAUGUUACGGUAUUGGAAAUAUAUGCCUUGUCCUGUUCCGGAUUCGGGCUCCCCUUCAUAAUAGGGUGGCUAUUUGCUCAUUUCAGGCUGCUUUUGUGUCAUUUCAUCAUCGAGUCAAGUAGACGAGUACUAUUGAACCCUAACUCAUACAAUAACUCUAUAAUACUAUUUGGAUUUCAUACAUUAUCAUAUCAUAGUCACUUUAUUCGUAUCAUUCUGUGUGUAAGUUAUACAUUAUCAUGUUUCACAAUUGGGUUAUUUGUGAUGUAAUCAACUUUUUUACUAUUGGGGGUAGAAGUUGAAGUCAUUUAUGGGUUCAUUUCAAGUAGCGAGGAAUCCAACUGCACUAACCUCACAUAUGCAAAAAUAUGAAGGAAAUCUGGCAAUCUUCCAGAGCUUGUCUGCUGGAAUUAAUUUGGCAUAUUACUGUUUCCCUUUACCUUACACAGUAUUUGGACAUAGUUGAUAAACUUCAUGGAUUAUUCAUGCAUAUAGUUUUUUACUGUUUGUAAAAGUAAACUCCCUUAACCAUUGUAGCUUCCAGAUCAUUUCAGCGUUUAUACUCUUGCAAGAUACAAUGGUCAUGGUGAUAGAGAAUUCAGGAUGGAAAUACAUCUCGGGUAUGGUGAUGAUGUUGACUGGGAUACUGAUGAUGAGCUUGAGACUGAAAACUACUUCACUUUAUCUUCUUCAGCUAAUCCAGGCUCUGGGGAGGCUAGCUCAUCAUCAGGCCCUUCCCAAACCAAGGUUUCUGAUCAUUUUGUCCGCAUGGGAUUUUCUCAUAAUAUGGUUGCCAAAUCCAUCCAAGAACAUGGACUUGAAGAUGCAGAGUCAAUUCUUGAAACCCUCCUCUUGUAUAACAUGAGUAUUAACUGGACUUGAGUGGAAUUUUUUUUAUAAGGCUUCCUGCAACCAUUAGAUCACUUGUGAAGCUUGAAAAUAUUAAGUUGGAGAGUUGCAGGACACUUGAAAAGUUAUCCGUGUAAGGGUGGAUGGUUGUUCUUCACUGGAAACUUGAUGAAUGUAAUUUCAGCAGUUUGGAGAAAUCAUAUUUCAAUUUCAUCAAUUGAUUUAAAUUAAAAGAUGAUCAAGGCAGCUAUAACAUAUCAUUUGCAAUGCUGUAGACAUACCUUCAUCAGCUAGGUUUCAUAUUUAUCGCAAUGAAAGAUGUUAGUUCUGCUGCAACAAUGCUCAAUUCAAUUUGGUUGGACCCCUUGAUGCGGCCGUUCUGUAGCAUCGUAUUACUCCUGUUUCUGAAGCUAUACUGAAUCAAUGGAUGGAUGGUCCAGUUCGGGAAGCAUGCCUAACAGUUGCUUCACUAGACAUCAUGCAGGGUUGUCAUAGCUACCUGUUUUGUAGACCGUUCUGCUCUUGAAGGCGCAAAUAAAUGCAUCAACUGGUGGAGUCGAUCUGCCUGAACUUUUACAUAUCAUGCAAGUCCUGAAAACUUGCUCAUGCAUGCAUCUUAUGGAUGUGUUCUCUGAGGGUUACUGAAUACAAAGGUGCUACUCCAACACAAAUAUGAAAUAAGGUUGCCCUAGUACUUGGUUGAAUUCCAAGUGAAUAGAUGUAUGAUUUUACUCAUUUCUAUUCUUAUUUUACAAAUGAAUUGAUUUUUGA
This is a messenger RNA of Rosa rugosa (rugosa rose), 6014 nucleotides long. Its product is annotated as disease resistance protein RPV1-like. NCBI's taxonomy places the organism in Eukaryota, Viridiplantae, Streptophyta, Magnoliopsida, Rosales, Rosaceae. Gene Ontology annotation, biological process: signal transduction; defense response. Bases 139 to 3540 code for a protein of 1133 amino acids. Gene Ontology annotation, molecular function: protein binding; ADP binding. The transcript is spliced from 9 exons. The record is from RefSeq and is a predicted model, not a curated record.